Messenger RNA from Gloeophyllum trabeum ATCC 11539, 1721 nucleotides. RefSeq names its product DUF155-domain-containing protein. The coding region runs from base 51 to 1628 and encodes 525 amino acids. Lineage: Eukaryota; Fungi; Basidiomycota; Agaricomycetes; Gloeophyllales; Gloeophyllaceae. The record is from RefSeq and is a predicted model, not a curated record. The transcript is spliced from 7 exons.
CUUUACCACAAGCUUAGCUUUCAAGCUGCGAGCACUUGCGAGCCUGCACGAUGGCCACACCGAUGCCACUGCCCAAGAUAACACGGACGCCGUCCGCGCCGCUGCCAGGGCGCAGACACACGAGGCCGCACGCGCCCGCAAAGCCGACGCGGCGCCCGUCGCUGUCGACGCUGCCGACGACGGUCGCGCCCAAGGCGCAGCGCACGUCCAAGACGUCGCAGAAGCUCGUGGUGCUGCCGAGCGCGCCGCAGACGAAGCCGCUGCCCGGCGCGGACGUCGAAGAUGACACGACGCUCGGGUACGAGACGGACACGGGCGUCGUCGUGCGCGACUACAAGAACGCGGGCGAGCGCAUGAGCAAGGACCAGCGCAAGAAGGCGGGGUUCAAGCGGUUGACUGUAUACUGCGUCGCGGACGGGUUCAAGAUGAAGCUCCUAGCGAGCUUCUUGAAGAGGGAGCAUAAUGUCACGCCGAGGGUGUAUGAUGAGGCGAUGUAUGUGAUGUAUCACCUCCCCCUACUGCCGGGCUACGGGCCCAACUCGAAUUUGCGCUCUUCAGCACCGCCAAAGUCUCCCGGCACGCAGACUCUCCUCCACCGGAUGUCCGAGGCAGAGGAGAACGGAUACCAGGGAACCUACUUCACGUCCCAGUCCCCGGAAGUGAACCAGGACGGCUACAUCCAGUCAGGCUCGCCCAAGCUGUCACGUAGCGUACCGUCCGAGACAGAACCCGAAACGGAGACAGAAACGGAACACGAUGCGAAUGGUAGGGGCACACCUCGAGCGCGGUCCCAAGCCGUCUCGGCUCCCGUUAUUGAAGAUAACGUCGCGGAGGUGAUAUUUUUCUCGUACGGCGUGGUGGCGUUCUUUGGAAUGUCGGAGAGCCAGGAACGAGGCAUCCUGGAAGACGUGGAGAACGCGGGGGUUAUGCUUCGCAAGUUCCACGAGGAGGAUUGGGAGGUGGAGGAGUUCCACUAUGUUCACGAUCCCAAUAUCGUGUAUCCGAGAAUAUACAACGACUUCUUUACUUUCAAAUCUCCCUCCCAUCUCCUGAAGAUAUCCAUCUCGCAUGCGCUUGCCCAGUCCACCCUCCUCGCCCACUAUGAGUCGGUCACCCACCGCGUCCUCUCCGCACCCACCACCCUCUCCAUCCCGCGACAGCUCGCCUCCUCGGGCGUGCUCACCCUGCGAAGGACCGAAGCGCUCAAGCUGACAGGCCGGCUGUUCAAGCUGAAAAGGGACGUGAACUUGAUAGGCAACAUCCUAGACGUGCCCGAGCUGUUCUGGGACGAGGCAACCUUGGGCGAGCUGUACGAAAGCGUUAGAGAGUAUAUGGAGGUGGAGUCGCGCGUGGAGGUGCUGAACGAGAAACUCGGCGUUGCGAGUGACCUGUUGGAUGCUAUACAUAAUCACCUCAAUAAUUCCGCUAUGGAGCGUAUAACGUGGAUUAUCAUCUGGUUAAUUGUAGUCGCUUGUCUGGUUGAAUUGGGAGAGGUCCUUGCUCGCCUCGUAGUGCAUGCUACAACGAGUAAGAAACACGUACAGGCAGCAGCAGCAGCAGUCUUCUCGAGGGACGAUGUUUUGCGGACUUUGGACAGGAUGAUGGCUUCGUCGCCGGGGAAAGUGUAAGAUCAUAAUCGUCAUGGAGGUAUCCCUUAAUAUUAUACCUAUUCUCUACUGCUCCCAUUGGUGAUAACCAUUUGCAUGAUACAUGCUUAACCA